Synchytrium microbalum is the source of this 858-nucleotide messenger RNA. RefSeq lists its product as uncharacterized. Gene Ontology annotation, biological process: proton motive force-driven ATP synthesis. The transcript has 5 exons. The record is from RefSeq and is a predicted model, not a curated record. Gene Ontology annotation, molecular function: proton-transporting ATP synthase activity, rotational mechanism. The coding region runs from base 1 to 858 and encodes 285 amino acids. NCBI's taxonomy places the organism in Eukaryota, Fungi, Chytridiomycota, Chytridiomycetes, Synchytriales, Synchytriaceae.
AUGGCUACUUUGAAAGAAGUUUCCAUGCGUCUCAAGUCUGUACAAAACAUUGGAAAAAUCACAAAAUCCAUGAAGAUGAUUGCUUCAACCAAAGUCACUCGAGCUCAACGAAACAUGGAGGUCGCUAGAGUGUUUGGUACUGCUGGAACUGCCGUCUUCAAAUACACCGAAACAGUCGAACCCGAAAACGGCAAAGUCCUCGCCGUAGCAGUCUCAUCCGACCGUGGUCUCUGCGGCGGUAUCCACUCCUCCAUCGCAAAAGCAGUCAAGCGCUACGUGGCCGCAAACCCCGAAACCCAAGUCGUUGUACUCGGUGAUAAAGCCCGUAAUCAAAUCAUUCGUGAAGCUAGAUCUAAUAUGCAGGUCAGCUUCUCGGGUGUCGCAAAGGGUUUCCCUACAUGGACGGAAUCGUGCAUGAUUGCUGAUGAAAUCUUGCAAACGGGUAUUGAAUACGAUGCUGUCAAGGUGUUUUACAACAAGUUUAAAUCGGUCAUUGCGUUUGAUACUACUGCUGUGCCGGUGUUUACGGUUGCUGCUUUGGAGGCUUCACAGUCUGCACCACCACCGCAAAAUCGAAGCAAAUCUCACAUCCACACGUUUAUAGCCAAGCUCUCUGCAUACGAAAUCGGUGACUCGGUCUUGAAGAACUUUGAAGAAUUCACAUUCGCAAACACCUUGUUCUGGACUAUAUCUGAAGGAAAUGCCUCUGAAAUGGCUGCCAAGAGAACUGCCAUGGAGAAUGCUACCAAGAAUGCCGAUGAAAUGACUGCCAAGUUGAGAUUGACUUACAACAGAGGUCGUCAAGCUGCUAUUACCAACGAAUUGAUUGAAAUUAUUACCGGUGCUUCUGCCAUGUAA